GCCAUCGAUUCCGCCUCGGUCCAUCAUCUUCACUCCGGUCAAGUCAUCCUAGACCUUCAAGGAUGUCUGAAAGAGCUCCUUGAGAACGCUCUUGAUUCCGGCGCUAAUCAAGUCGAGGUGCGAAUUCGCGAUCAUGGUCUGGAAGGUAUAGAGGUGUCGGAUAAUGGGAGUGGGAUCAAAGAGGAUGAUUGGGAGUUUAUAGCAUUGAAACACCAUACGUCAAAAUUACCCGACCUCGCUUCAUUGCCCCUGGUGGAGACAUUUGGGUUCCGAGGAGAAGCUUUGUCGGCGUUAUGUGCGCUGAGCGAGAGCAUGACAGUCGUCACGGCGACGAAGGAGACCGCACCAAUGGGAGCUAUAAUCAAAUUAGGGAGAGAUGGCAAAGUACUCGAUUCGACUGGAAGAGUGGCUAGACCUAGAGGGACCACAGUGACUAUAACAGGAUUAUUCACCCCUCUCCCAGUGCGAAGAAAAGAGUUUGAGCGAACUUCUAAAAGAGAAUUCUCCAAAGCUCUGUCACUCCUUACUGCCUACGCUCUGGUCCCAUCCGUUGGUCGAGAUGGGAAAGGGAUUAGAAUCAAAGUUGAAUCCCUCCCUUCUGGAAAAUCUGGCAAACGAUCCACUUUACUUUCUACUGACGGUCGAGGCAGUCUUCGUUCUUCCGUCAUAAAUAUAUGGGGUCCUAAAGCUCUCGAAGGGGUAUUGGACAUACAUCUAGAAGUCGAGGUCUCAAAUGAUCGACCGAAUUUGAAGCGACAAGGGGCACAAGAAAUGUCACAUAUCGUGAAAGUAGAUGGUUUGAUAUCGACUGCCGCUUGGGGUCAAGGACGUUCCUCUCCUGACAGACAAUACUUCUACGUCAAUGGUCGACCGUGCGACCUGUCUAAGGUCGGAAGAGCUAUCAACGAAGUUUAUAAAUCUUUUAAUACGCAUCAAGUCCCGUUGGCCAUCCUGGACUUCACCCUUCCACCUAUGACUGUCGAUAUCAACGUCUCGCCUGACAAGAGGACCGUCUUCUUGCAUUCGGAGAUGCAGUUGGUAGAAGCUCUUCGUGUGAAAGGUGGAGAAGUCGUACCUUCUCUAAUGCCCAGAAAUCCGAGGACGAGAUCAAGUCAGGAUCAUUCACUCACGCCCUUCACACUGAACGAAGACGAGGAAGGCGAACCUGAAUUAUCUCAACCUCCCCCAAAACGAUCCCGAGUCCAGCUUAUAGAUAACACGACGCACAACUCUCGCAAACCUUCAACUGUAACACAGACUCUUCGGACCAGUACGGCCAUCUGGUCACCGGAACGAAAGGCCAAGUCCUCGCAAUCUCAAAAUUCUGACACUGGUUCAAAGGGACUUCGCAGCGCUCGCGCAGAAUUUCGAGACCAUCUGAAGGCGUAUGCUAGUCAGGGAGUGACAAGAGACGAGGGAACGGACAGUGAAGACGGAGAGGAGGAGGUGGUGGUAAUUCAGCCAACAAGUUUGUCCUUGGAUACAGGCGAAGAUGAAGACGAAGAGUCCGUGGAUGAGAGAUCAGAGAAGCCGAUUCUGGAAGGAGUCGGCAUCGACGAGGCGUCAGAGGACGUCAGUAUGGACUCGGACAUGGAUGAGGAGCAGUCGGGGUCGGUGUUGAAACCAAAGGCAAAAUCUCGUCGUCUCGACGAGCCUAUCUUCGAAGACGAGGGAUCAGAUCAGCUCGAUGACAAGGAUUUUGACGACGAACACACUGCCACUGCAGAUACUCCCCUCUCUCGUGACCAUCCACGACCAUCAGCAUUUCUCGACUCAUCAUCCAUUCCCAUCCGGCCUCCUCCCCUUCAACAUGGUUCAACUCCCUAUCGGUCUGAAAUUCAAUCGACCAUCUCUUCCGGGGAAUUGUCCCUUUCUUUUAACUAUAAACGUCUUCAAAGUCGUUAUCCUUCCCGUCGCACUUCCCUACCUAUUUCCUCUGCAUCUCGAGACGUUCAUUCGGCUUUGAGACAAGGCGGUGUCACUUCCGCAGCUGGGAUCAAUAACCAUGAUGCCUCGUCCGCAGAAGCGGCGUUGAGUAGAGUCAUUUCCAAAGUCGAUUUCGAGGAUAUGGAAGUGCUCGGUCAAUUCAACAAAGGAUUUAUCAUUGCUCGUCUGCGUCGGAAUGAGUCUGAUGAUUUGUUCAUCAUUGACCAACAUGCUAGUGAUGAGAAAUACAAUUUUGAGACAUUACAGCGGACGACGAUUAUCAAAGCUCAAAAGUUGAUCAAACCUCGGUCUUUGCAAUUGACAGCAGGCGACGAGAUCACCGCCAUGGAACAUCUAGAUGUGUUGCGGAAUAACGGAUUCGAGGUGAAGAUCGUAGAGGAUGCCCCACCUGGAAGAGGAGAGAGGGUUCUAUUGAGCGCUAUGCCAGUAAGCAAGGAGACGACUUUUGAUGUGAAAGAUCUUGAACAAUUGUUACAUCUCUUAUCUGAGGGUGGUGGUCCUAAAUCUCGGUGUUCCAAAGCAAGAGCGAUGUUUGCCAUGCGUGCAUGCAGGAAGAGUGUUAUGAUUGGUAAAGCUCUCACUAAAGCUCAAAUGACCACGUUGUUGAGAAAUAUGGGAACUAUAGAUCAACCAUGGAAUUGUCCUCACGGGAGACCAACAAUGAGACAUUUGGUAAACUUAGAACAACACAAAUCUCGGAUGGGUUCAAGUAGAAUAGAUUGGGUCAAAUGGGCCGCGUCGCAAUAG
Messenger RNA from Tremella mesenterica DSM 1558, 2694 nucleotides. RefSeq lists its product as uncharacterized. The record is from RefSeq and is a predicted model, not a curated record. The transcript is spliced from 11 exons. Gene Ontology annotation, cellular component: MutLalpha complex. The annotation marks the transcript as partial. Gene Ontology annotation, biological process: mismatch repair. Gene Ontology annotation, molecular function: ATP hydrolysis activity; ATP-dependent DNA damage sensor activity; mismatched DNA binding. Lineage: Eukaryota; Fungi; Basidiomycota; Tremellomycetes; Tremellales; Tremellaceae.